UGGUUCACGUCACCUUUGAACACAGCACGCCUGCUCAACAACUCAGAGGUGAGGCACCUCACGCUGGUCCACUGUGGCCUCAGAGGGACUCCUUUGUCUUCCAUGGAGGGGCAUUUUGCAGUGCAGCACCUGGAGAGGCUGACUGUUAUGAACCUGCUGCAAUGGCCAGAUCAUAACUUUCCAGAUGCAAACAAAGCAAAAAACACAGACUUGAAUGGUGAUCCAGGUACAGACAAUGGUGCCCACCUGGACACGAACAGAUAUAACAAGGAAACAGACACAAACCUGGAUCUGGUUGUGGAUAUGAUGGGAGAUUACUUAGCGUCAUCCUCACCCCAGAUUCAGGACCUCUACCUGGGAAGGGAGCUGGGAGCUCCAUAUCACGAACAGGCCAGGCUGGGAAUCAUCCACAGCUCUGUGCUGGAGUGGGGAGCAGCGGUCAAAGCCUACACAGUCCAGACUCACAUCAACACUGACGGCAUGCUGCCCUUCCCUGACCUCCACCUGCCAAAAUUACCAGAAACGUCUAUCAUAUAUGUCAGCUUUGUGUACUAAGACAACGUCACUUUCUUUAGGACAGCAAGAGGAAGACUCUUCAGUGUUUAGGAUCUGUAAACACUCACUCACUGGCUUCUGUUUUAAGAAUUUGGAGUCUGUUUUGAUGCCUCUAAGUACUACGCAAUGCACCUUUAUAGAGGGGUUUAUAGUGAAGUGUCUCCAAUCUGAUGUUUGGAUAGAAGGCUUCUCCCUGAUACAGCAUCAAGGAAAUGUGUGAGAAAGUUAAACAUUUGUAACUGAAGUCAUUUUACAGGACCCGAGAAAGCGGCUGAUUUCUAUGUGUUUGAGACCAUGAGCUAAUUAUUUUUCUUUCGAUAAAAAAGGGAAAUCUUGAGAAAACAAAAAGAUAGUUUCUUGGAAUUCAGCAAGUGGUAGGUGUUUAAGAACGAACGCUCCGUGUUAGAAGAAGCCUGAAAGCGGCAAACAAGAAUUUUCCUCAGUUUAUAAACCGCAAAGGAAAAUGAAUCUGCUUUGGAAACUUUCUAGUUGCUUUUACUUUUGAUCUCCAGAGCAAAAUUUGCACACACAAAAAUAACAACAGAAAUCUCAGUCAGUUUCUCUUGUCCGAGAGCUUUAAUCAUUUCAUUCCCUAGUGGCCUGAAACUUUGCACAGCUGUGCAUCAGCAUGUUAGAACAGAAUAUGCCAGCUAAUGAGAGGCCUUUUGAGGGAGCCAGAAGAGCUGCCAACCCCUUUCCAGCUCAAGUGUUCUUUGUUUCCAAAUGUUGUUUAUGCUAAAUUGAUGGUGUUUGCCUUUCCAAUUGUUCAAAUUUUAGUGAAAAUAAUUGUGGAGUUCAUCAUUUUUUCCUCAGCACCACAGGAAGGAAAAUUUAACCUUCAAUUAGCUCUGAUUAUGUUGCUGAAAAAAACACCGAAAGCAAGGAUGAUGACUUACAGUUUACAUACGAAAGACAGAGAAAGAGAGAAAGAAUGAGAGAGAGAGAGAGAGAGAGAGAGAGAGAGAGAGAGAGAGAGAGAGAGAGAGAGAGAGAGAGAGAGAGAGGCCAGUAACAUUAAGCUGAUUUCUUUUUGUUGCAGCAGCAUGUAUUCCUUAAAACUCUGCUUUGAACUUCUACACUCUGACCUUUGACCUCCUUGCUUAAGCAGAGAUAACUACCACCUCUGGCAUUGAUGAACAAUACAUCAGUGGUUGUAUCUGUCAAACAAGUGGUGAUCCAAAUGUGAAAUUUAACUUUGCUCACAGAAUCGAGCCACAAGAUGGCAGCAGAUAUAUUUCAACAAACGAGAGACGACCUGAGCUGACACUGACAGCUUAAGGGAAAAAAAAGGUUUAUUUCUCUUUUUGAGGGACAACACAUGAAGAAACCAGAAACCAGAGGUAUCAUGAUGCAUCUCAGCACUUUAAUAACUUGUGAAGAAUGUUGUUUGUUAGUAAUGAUGAACCUUACUGAGUGUUAAUAAAGUAUGACCAGAUGUUUAUCUGUGUCUAAAAAGUGAAA
Molecule: messenger RNA, 2016 nt
Organism: Notolabrus celidotus (New Zealand spotty)
Lineage: Eukaryota; Metazoa; Chordata; Actinopteri; Labriformes; Labridae
Exons: 1
Source: RefSeq, a predicted model, not a curated record